UGUCCGUGUGUGUGUGACAGUGGCACAGCUCCUCUGGCGUGCCUGGUGACCAUGCUACACUCCCAGGUGAGGGGCGACCGAGUGAAGAACAGCAUCUUCUUCAAGCUCCCCGGCAGAAUGAGUCUCUUCACCCUAAAGAAAAAUGCCCUUCAGUGGACCAAGAGCCCCACAGCAACAGAAGGUUCCGAUGCUGCUACGGCAACCCCAGCCACAGCGUCCACGGCAACCGUCGCCACGACAGAGGGAGGCGAGCAGGAGAGCUGCGACUCCACGGAAACGGCUGCUGCCAGCGGUGAGAAUGAUGCCUCAGUGGACGAGACGUCCUCCAGUGCCUCCUGCUCCACAGAGCCCCAGUCCCAGCCCCAGACCCGCCUCAGCAGAUCCUCACAGUCUGGGCGUCAGAGGAAGAAGUCGGUGAUGAUGCCUCGCGUGGUUCUCACUCCCCUCAAGGUCAACGGAGAGCACGUGCCAUCAGGAGCCCAGGGGAGGCGCAGGGAAAGCACUAGGGGGUGCUCGGGGGGCCCCACGCUGCGCAGCCGCUCCGAUCUGAGCUGGAAGCGGCCCCAGCACUUCAAGAGAAUGCCUGGUGGCCUUCGCUCAGGUCCCAUGAAGAGGAGCCGAGGGGGAGUGGAAGUGGACUUCGAGACCCCGGGCUCCAUCCUUGUCAACACCAACAUCAGAGCCUUGAUCAACAUGCGCACCUUCACCGCCUUCCCCGCACACUCCCAGCAGCAGCUGCUCCAGCUGCUACCUGAGGUCGACCGACAGGUCGGCCCUGACGGCCUACCUCGACUCAGUAGCUCGGCGCUUAAUAAUGAGUUCUUCACACACGCUUCACAGAGCUGGAAGGAGCGGCUGGCAGAAGGGGAGUUCACCCAUGAAAUGCAGGUGCGGUUCAGGCAGGAGAUGGAGAAGGAGAAGAAGGUGGAGGCCUGGAAAGAGAAGUUCUUUGAGGAGUACCACGGCCAACGGUCGGGGCUGACGUGCGAGGAGGCCCUGAAGCUGACCAUGGAGGAGCCGGGAGACGAAGAGGAGGCCGCGCUGGACGCAGACACAGACGCAGUCACCGAAGCUGCCGCCGCCGCAGAAACGCCAAAGCGCCGCAGCGUGGGCCGCCGGCGACGAGAGGGCCGUAUCAGACGCCGCUCGCGGGCAGACCUGCGGCGCCGUGCCCGACGCACCCUCUGCAAGACCAGUCCCGCUGCGGCGGGCACCUCCGCCGAGCAACCGGACGCCUCCGCGGCCCUGGACGAUGAAGAUGACGAUGAAGCCAUUGUUGCUGCUGCUCCCGCCGCUGCUUGUGUUGUGGCCGCCACCGCCGCUGCCACCGCUGUUGCUGCUGCUGCUGCUGCUGCUGCUGUUGUUGUUUCUGCUGCUGCUUCUCCCGUUCCCUCUCGCCCCUCCACGCCGCUGCCAGAAGCCAGCGCCGCUGCUGCCGCCGUCCCCGUGCCGGAAGAGGUGGUGCUCCCCUCCGAUCUGGAAAUGGAGGCCCCUGCAGAAGUCCCCUCGCCCUGCCCCGAGGCAGCCCCCGCCUCCCCGGUCCCCACGCCCGCCCCGGCGCCAGCCUCGCCUGUCGCCAGCGAGGAGCCGGAGGUGCCAGAGGAGGAGGAGGUCUCGACGCGUCUCCUCCCCGACGUCGAUGUGGACGUCGACGUCCCCGAGCACGAGCACCACCACCCUCCCCUGGCCUCCACCUCCUCCCCGUCCUCCUCUUCCUCCUCCGCCUCCUCAGUGUCCUCGCCCUCUUCCUCGCCCUCCUCCGCCUCAGACAGGCAGGGCGCCUUUGCUGCUAGCUCGGACUCUUCGUCGUCCUCCUCCUCUUCUUCGUCCUCCUCCUCCUCGUCCUCUUCCUCGACAGCCGCCAUCGCCACCGACCCGCUGGACGACGGGGCGUCCGUCAUCACGACCGGCACGGCGGGCACGGGCGCCGGGAGCAGCCGGGAGAGCAGCCCCGCGGCCAGCCCCUCGGCCACCUCCAGCCCCUGCCUGCCCCCUCCUCCCCACACCACCUCCACCUCCUCCACAAAGGAGCAGAAGCGACGGCCGGGGGGGUCCAGCUGCCACGACAACAACAACAGCGAGAGCCAGGCCUUCACUAGCUUUCCCGAGAAGAGACCGCGUCUCGACGACCGUCAGUCCUUUCGUAACACAGUUGACGGGGUCAUCUCGGAGAAGCCACUGCCCACAACAGAGGAGCCCAAGGUCCCGCCAAUCCGGCUCUCCCGGAUCAAACCGCCCUGGGUCAAGGGGGCGCCAACGUACCAGAUCUGUCCCCGCAUCGUCCCCCCCAACGAGGGGAGCGGGAGCGGCGGCAGGAGUGGCGGGGGCGGGGGCUCGCGGAGGUCGGGCACGGGGGCGCGCACACUGGCGGACAUCAAGGCCCGCGCCCAGCAGGCCCGAGCCCAGCGAGAGGCCGCUGCUGCUAUUGCAACCACUGGCGAUGGGGCAGGGCCUGGCGGGGGCGGCGGCGGGACUACUGGGCCUGGGCCGGGGGGCCGUGCUGGGCUACCGGAUCGCUCCAGCGGGCGGCGGACACGCGAGCACCCGGGGCCGGUCGAGCCGGGAGGAGGCGGGGAUAAGGACCGGGGCGGGGGUGGCGACAGCAGCAGCACCAGUACGAGCGGCAGCGUCGCGACCAGCACAGCAGGGGGCGACGUGGAGGAACAGAGCUCGCCUGCGAGCUCUCAUUCGUCUGGAGCACAACUACAGCUGUCCGCUGUAGACUCGGAGAGGACUCCCACCUCCACCUCCUCCGCCUCUGUGCAGUCCAGCACCCCGACCGCCUCCACCACGGCCGCCUCCACUCCCAAGGCCCUGGCCCCGUCUCCCUCGCCCUCCCACUCCUCCUCCACCAACCCGUCCUCCUUUCCCCCGUCGGAGCCGCCGCAGACCCCACAGACCCCCACACCGUCCCCGUCGGUAGGGGAGAGUCCGGCCUCUCAGGCCCAGACGGAGGAGCUCUCGCCCGGGGGGGAUAAGCUCUCCACCACCAGCCCCAGUGACAAGGCCUCUGACACUCCCACUCCCACACCUACUCCCGCCCCCACCCCUGACACUCCAAAGCAGACUAUUGCCAACGAACCGGAAUCCGUGAGCAGCGUUCCGGACGUUUCCACGGAGGACGGCGACUCCAGGGACAGCAGAGUGCCGACAGAGAGCAGCAGCCCCUCGCCCUCGCCCUCGACCACGUCCUCGGCGUCGGUCAUCGAGAAGGGUCCGAGCGGCCCCGUGACACUAGUACCCACCUCCAUACCGGACUCUCUUCCCCGAUUCGGCGCGCAGGGUGUGGACGUCAUCAGGACACGGGCAGCGGCUGUAUUGGCUGCUGCCCAGGCCUGGGAAGCAAGCGAGCAGCAGCAGCAGCAGAGCAGUGGGGGGCACGAACAGAGAGCGGCCUCCGCUGGCGUCAUCCAACACGGCUCCGACGUCAAGGCACCUGCACCAGCUCCACAGUCGAGGGCGGAGGAGGUUCCUGUGGCUUCGAGAAACGGUCCAAUUGGAGUCGGGGACGUCCACCACCGCGGCAGUUCUGAAUCGGCCGUGGAGGACAACAAGGCCAUUGUGAGCUUUGAGAACGCAGGCUCGCGCCUCCCGGGCUCAGUAGCUGUGGGCGCUGACGACUCGGGAGCGCACAGCGACUCGACGGAAACGGCCUCGGACUUUGAGAACGAAGCACCAGAGGAGGACUGGCACACGAGCACGACCCCGACCGCUUCCUCCGACUGCAACGGCCUGAGCGCCGUCCACAGCUCCAGCAAACCCCAGAACCAGCCGGUCAUCCAGAGCCCCAGCCGCCGCCUCUCCUCCCGGACGUUCAGUCCCCCUCCCGCCUCCCAGCACCAGCAGCAGCCAGUCAUCCAGUCGCACGUGUCCCACAACCCGGCCCAGGCCCAGUCCGUUAUCCAGCAGGCCCGCUACCCCAACGGCCUCCAGAACCAGCCAGUCAUCCAGACCCAGAAGCAUCCAUCGUCAUCGUCGUCGUCGUCAUCAUCCCAGCACCCCAUUCGCACUCACUCCUCCAAUCACACCGGGGAACUAGACCUGAGUCUUUCUCAGGCCGAGAGAGAACAGAGCCGAAACGGCGGCCCAAAGUCAGUCAUCCAAACCGACAACAUGUCAGACGAAGCCAAAUUCCUCCGGAGAUCAUCCGGGGAGGACAAAACAACAUCAUCAUCAUCAUCAUCAUCAUCAUCAUCCUCAGCCCAGCAGCUGAAGAAGGCCAUGGGAGGGGGAUCUUCGUCAUCAAGGCCCAUGUCUUCUGUGGAGGCCAACAACCCCCUUGUCACCCAGCUGCUGCAGGGCAGCCUGCCCCUGGAGAAGGUCCUGCCCCAGCCCCACUCGGCCAGCAAGCUGGAGAUCAACCGGCUGCCGGGGAGUCCCGCAGUCUCUCCGGCCGGACGCCAGCCUUCCGGCCCCCGCGGCACCCCGGGCCCCCGCUUCAGGAGCCCCAGCGAUUCGUCGUCCUCGGGCCCAGGCACGGACUCUCCGGGCCCCGAGUUCUCCCCUCAGAGCCAGCACAAAGUGUCCCCAAGUUCUGGACGUGGGUACGGGUCGGGCUCUGUGUCCACAAGGUUGACGUGCCUGUUUGAAGAGGCCACGGCCAGAGUCUCCGCUCUGCACCAGUACCACACCCAGCCGCCAGGGGGAGGUAGUGCUCCAGCAGGGCCAGUGUCAGUCAUCACCUCUCUCCCACCAUCCUCUUCCUCCUCCUCCUCCUCCUCCUCCUUCACCUCCUCCAUCUCCUCCUCCUCAGGCCGGCGCCUCUCUGACAUUGCCGCUCAGCUCUCUGCAGCUUACGAGUCGGCCGUGAUCAAAGAGCACCCUGGCAGUCAGCAGCAACAGCCGCCCAUGCGCGGUGGAACUCCGGAACGGCCCAGAACAACGUUCCAGCAACAACAACAGCAGCACUCUGGCCUAGCACCUCCUCCCCACCCCCACCCCCACUCCCGCACCACCUCGACCCCUGACGCCACCUCCCCAACCCCACCGCAUGCCGACCUCUGCCCCUCGGAGGUCCUUCCCACCGUCAAGAUCAGCUGGCAGUCUACCAAAGCCCCUCCCUCACACCCGCCACAAUCCUUCCAGACGCUUCCACCUCAUCAUGCCCCUCUCCAGCAGCAGCAGCAGCUGUCUCCGGUCGCCACAGUCAAGAACGAGGUCCCUUCGUCACGUCCCUCUUGUCAGGCGCUCACCAAAAACCCCCCGACCGGAGGCAACAACAACAACAACAAUGGAACCUCUGCUGCAACCAUUAUGGUCACCCCUCCGCAUCCCAAUCACCCUACGCCAACUUCUGCUGCUGCUGCUUCGGCUGCUUCCUCUGCUGUUGCGGCGGCUGUCAUUACCAAAAAGGAGCCUCUUAGCUCCCUGGACAGUUACCUGAGUGGCAGCGGCGGUGGCGGUGGUGCCAUGGAGGGUCUUCUGAACAUGGAGAUGUCCCUGGUGCGCAUGGCCAAAAAGGAGCAGGGCAGGAGUCCCUACGGCCGAGCAGCAGCAGCAGGAGGAGGAGGAGGAGGAGGAGCAGGGGACCUCCCCUCCUCCGUCUCCCCUUCCUCCUCCUCCUCGCCCAUCUCAAACUCCAACGCCACCUUCCAGCUCUACAACAGCAAGGUGCCCAAGCUGCAGCAGAGCACGGGCGGAGGCGUGGGCGCCGUGCUGGGUGGCAUGGCCGCCAUGGGUGGCAUGGGCAUGGGCAUGGUUGGCGGCGGCGGCAGCGGCAUGUCGUCCGGGUUCAGCUACACGGCCAACGUGUCGGUGGUGGACGGCAGCGGCUUCUCCCGCAGCCUGGCGGACGGCGUGCUGCAGCUGCGGUCGCGCUCGGGUGCCGGCGGAGGAGGAGGCAUGGGGAUGGGUAUGGGCGGCGGACAGACUGCGGCGGCGCUGAGUAUUCAGGCGUUUGCCGAUGGGCCCAGCGUGGCGGAGGAGGUGGCGCUCAAGUGCUCGUGCCGGCUGAAGGCUAUGAUCAUGUGCCAGGGCUGCGGUGCCUUCUGCCACGACGACUGCAUCGGGCCCUCCAAACUCUGCGUCUCUUGCCUGGUGGUCAGAUAGUCGGUCGGUCGGUCGGACGGACAGUCGGAAGAUGUGCUGCUUUUUAAACCCACACCCUACCCUACCCCUACCCCAACCCCAAACCCUAAACCGCAACCCUCCCUUUGCAACCUUUCCCACCGGGGGUGGGGUGGGAGUGAAGGGUAGGGGGGGGGUUCAGCCUGAAUGAACACAAACACUCUUGUCUUGCGGUGUCUUUGCCGUACAAAGUCUCUUAAGUUAAAACAAAACAAAAAGAACUUUAAAAAAAGAACUUUUUGUCAGUCUCCUUGCCGUAUUGGUUGGUUGGUGGUGGAAAGUUGACAGUGUUUGCUGGUCUUACUGGAGCAUGGGGGUGUUGAUAUAUGAUUGCAUUUGCUCAGUGUUGGUGAUUGGCGGGACGGUAUAGGAGGCUGAAAGAUGCCUUGUAACAUAAAAACCAGUCUGUAUUUUUGUCGCAUAUAUUUUCUAUUGCUGUUAUGAUGAUGUUGUUAUUAUUAUUGCCAAGAUAAUAAUAAUAAUGGUUAUUGUUAUUAUUAUUGUGAAUUUAUGGCACGGUUGGUUGUAAAUUGUGCCUUUUUUGUUUCUUUUUUUUCCACGGAGGAAAAAAAAAACAUUUACCUCAUCAUCUUGACACCAUUCAUCAAUAAAAUUGUGAAAAUGGUGGCUGUUAAUUGUUUGCGUUGUGCUCUCUCCCUGUUCUCGCUGUAGAGGAUUAUUGGGAGGGCUGUUUUUGUGUGUCUUGUCUUGCAAAGAAAUAUUUUUUUAAUCAUUAAAAUGAGCAAAAUGACAUUUUCUUUCUUUUGUUUUCCUCUUUUUGUAAGUGCUUUCACUUUUUUCUUGUUUUUGUUAUUUUCUUAUCCAAAGUGAAGUCUGUACACGACCGUUAAGCACAGUAUUCUAUUCAAUAAAGCUGACAUUGAGCGGACUAUGAGGCUCCCUUUACGUCUGCUGUGCCCAACACCUCAUCUAGA
Molecule: messenger RNA, 7001 nt
Organism: Engraulis encrasicolus (European anchovy)
Lineage: Eukaryota; Metazoa; Chordata; Actinopteri; Clupeiformes; Engraulidae
Gene: asxl1
Product: ASXL transcriptional regulator 1
Exons: 10
Coding region: 52-6048 (1998 amino acids)
Biological process (GO): positive regulation of transcription by RNA polymerase II; animal organ morphogenesis
Cellular component (GO): PR-DUB complex
Molecular function (GO): DNA binding; peroxisome proliferator activated receptor binding; chromatin binding
Source: RefSeq, a predicted model, not a curated record